AUAUAGGUAAGCUGUGACGACCGGCAACGCGGCUGCCGAUGCCGGCGUUCUCGUCGCGCGCCGUGCUGAUGUACAGCGCGGCGGUCGGCGGCGAGGGCGUGGCACUGCAGCUGCGGGAGGCCACGCCGGCCGAGAUUGACGAGCGGCUCGCCAUCGCCUGCCACGAACCCGAGCUGCUCGCCGACCUACUACACGCCGCUGCUGAUAUAGACGAUUGUACAACAUCAUCAUCGUCGAGCCUCAGCGGCAUCACCAGGGUAUCGGUGGCGGUAACGGGCAUAGAACGGCCAUUGGCAAAGAAGGUCCGACCUAAACCAGCUUCGCCUAAUCGACAGGGACCUCAGCAAUGUCAAGUAUGCAACAAGGUGUUCGGGAACGCAUCCGCUCUUGCGAAACACAAACUAACGCACAGCGACGAGCGGAAAUACGUGUGCAUCACUUGUGCAAAGGCAUUCAAGAGGCAGGACCAUCUGAAUGGGCAUAUGCUCACGCAUCGGAACAAGAAACCGUACGAGUGCAAAGCUGAUGGUUGCGGAAAGUCGUACUGCGACGCGAGGUCUUUGCGACGGCAUACUGAAAACCACCAUCAACCCCCGCCUGAAACAAAAACUGCAAGCACAACGGAACCAGCCGACCGAGACGCAAGUUCCUCGCGACUCUCUUCCCCUACAUCACCGUCACGCACCAGUUCCACGAAUUCUGAUUCGAGCAAUGGUUCAGACAAGAGCGGCCCACAUUCGGGGGACAAUAGCCCGCCCCGCACGCCGCCCGCACCGCCCACGCCGCCCGCCCGCCCUAAGCCUAGCAAAGCAAGCAGUAGCAAACCCAAGUCCAACUCUAAUACGCAGCAGAGCAGCCCAAAAUGUGGGAGCGGUGGCAGUGCGAGCGGGCCGAGCAACGCCGCCGCCGGAGCGGGGCCGGCUCGCGGCAACGACGCGAAGCAAGUUGAGUGCAACCUGUGUCAUCGCAAGUUCAAAAACAUUCCUGCACUCAACGGUCACAUGCGUUUACACGGUGGAUAUUUUAAAAAGGACUCGGACAGCAAGAAAUUAGAUAAAAAAGAGUCAACGGGGCCACCAUUACAAACAGCUUCUGUAUCCGUAAGAGCAUUGAUUGAGGAAAAAAUUAUAAGCCGCCGAGGUGCUACCGUGACGUCAUCACCGUCCAUAGGUACAAAUACAGAUAUUACCGUCACGUCUCGUUCGGGAUUUAUUGCCCCAGCUCCACCGCCUUUGUCAACUAUUAAGACUUCUGGUACAACAGCGACAACAAUUUCUCCAUCUACCCAAUUCGUUUCACCACGAGCACCACCUGUUGUUCCAAACGUUACUGUGACUACAUCUGGAGGCGUUGGUGGACCAAGGGAUUCCACGCUAAUAGAGUUAUUAAAAAAAGGUAGUUCAAAGGUUGUAAAGCGGUCCGCAUCAGACCCAGGUCAAGCUUCACCUCCCCAAGAUUUCACAUUUAGGCCGGAAUUAUUUGGAGUAUCGUUUAAUUCUGACGACGGAUAUUUUUCUCCUGCCUUAAACGAAGACACGUUUCAAUUCACCACAACAUCUGACCAACUAGAUGAGCUAGCGUCCUUAGAAGAUUAUGCAACUGUAGCCGCAUCGAUACGAGAAAGAUCACCUGUUACAUACCCGUCCAGUAGAAGACUCGCUGCCGUAUUGAACUCGCCACUUCCGGAGUCUUUGGCCGAUUUUGGUGCCUGUCAUGGUGGUUCUCCCGUACCAUCCCCAGGUAUCGGGUAUAGUGAAAGCUCUCCAGGACUUUCCUAUACAACAGGGGAUUCGCCCGGUUUAACAUAUGCGGCAUCAUCACCUAGUGGAAGUUAUUCAACACAACCAGUACCAUCACCAGGCCUAACUUACCCAACACCACCGGCAUCUCACGAUGCCCAUUCGCCUGCACACACGGUGCCGCGUGCAUCGUCACCGUUAUCAGCUGCCUUUUUUACGGCUACUAUGUCAAGUCAAGAAGAGGUUGAAGAGGCAUUGGAAGAAGUUCUUCCAGAAGAAUGUCGAUCACUUGACGCGUAUAUAUUAGAACCAUCUACUACUACACGAAGAAUAAUGCUUAAUUCUGAAGAUCCGUUAUUAUCAAGCAGUCCUAGAGAUUUCCCACAUCAACGUUCUGUUCGUCGACAACAUCGACUAUUAGCUCCUAUAACAACACCUUUACAGCAAUGGACUCACGAUAACACACUUCAGGUUUGUGUAGAAGGCCGUGACGCAUUGCCAGCGGUAUUUCUAAGCCCAAGUAGUGUGCCUGCGUCACCACAACGACGUAAAAGGCGUGCUUCUCCAGCGGGUCCUUACCGUUCGCGGAUGCGUCGAAUGGUUAGCCACUACACACCUCAACCAAUCCUCCCACCUGAUAGAGAAGGCCCCGGUUUAAUUAUGGAACUGUUAAACGAUCUGCAAACAGACGCAGAUGUACUGUCACAAUUGGAAGAGCCCCGUCUACCCCGCAUUAAUAUUGGAUCAGAUCAUCAAGCAGAUUUACCAGAACUAUGUCAUGACCGUAUCGAUCUUCAUCGAGCACCCGAACAGCUUUUAUGGGACCCUGGCAUCAACGAUGCACUUGAUGAUAACGAAGUUCGCAUGUUCAUGGAGCUAGCCAUGUGUGCCGCAAUGCCAGUCGGAGGACACACAAGAGAGUUCGCCUUGCAAACUCUGGGUGAAUGCGGGGGCGAUAUUCGAGCUGCCACCUUACGCCUUAUGUCCCGUCCUGCUGCACCUUCACAACAUGAGUCUCGUUGGACACCAGACGAAGUAGAAGCCUUCUUGGCCGGGCUAAGUCAGUACGAUAAGGACUUCUUUAGAAUCUCACAAAUGGUUAGAACAAAGGACUCCAAACAAUGUGUGCAGUUCUAUUACUUUUGGAAGAAAGUAACUAAAGACUACAAAACUUUGUACUUACGAAGUUGGCACGACUCACAAGCAAACCAAGGCUCGGUAGGGCAGAAUUCAUCAAUCGCGUCGACAACGUGCUCGUCACCACCGACCCCAUACGAAGGAGAAGAGUUUCCCUGCAAGAUCUGCGGGAAAGUAUUUAACAAAGUAAAAAGUCGUAGCGCACACAUGAAGUCGCACCGGCCACUCGACGCCGAGCCGAAAAGGCCUAAACUCGAAAAGCCUUAUGAAAAGGUCGAGCGAUGUGACGACAGAUCACAAGCGACUGCUGAAUUCCAAAGCAAACCGCCCGCACAGUAAUUACUUCUAGCUCACUCAUUCCGCUCGCGCGUCGUGCUGUGCUUCUUGCGACUAAUCAUCGUAAUCUGUUAAAUGUUGAAUCACAUUGGCCUAACAAUAUAUACGAGUCGAACCUGUCCGUUCCAUCGCAAUCGCUUAUGGCGUGCGCCGUACUCGCCCGCCUUCACUCGCACCACGCCCGACUUUUUGUAAUAACGAAUGUCUAGAUACAAAUUCAAAAAAUGCUAACCGUAUGAGCAUUUAUUAUGGUUACAAAAUAGUUUUAUAGAUUAAAAUGAAAGUGACUUAGACGAAGCAAACUAGUAAAUAGUAGCUAGAGAGAUUAGAUCUUGGGUAAAUAAACGAAACUUUACUAAAAAAAAAUAGGUAUUUCGAAAAUUUCAUAUAAGGCUAAGCUACAUGAGAUCGCGUAAAAAUAUUUUGUAUAACGAUUGAUAAAUAAAUAAUAAUUAAUUAUAGGUAGGUAAGGCCUUCGUAAAGUUUUUAUAUGACAGACUUCUCAAUGUGACUUUGCAAGUGUGAUGUUGUAAAUAAAUCAAUAGUUCUUGAAGCUACGGUUCAGAUCGGCGGGCAGCUUAUCGAGAUAAUAUUAAUCUAUAUUUCUAUUACAUUACAACUACGUGUGAUACAUUAAACGUAGCUCGUGUAGUAACUACACUACCUCUAUUGAAUUGUUCGUUUUUAUUGCGAGCCCAGCUCACUAUUUAUUACAUUAGCUUGUUUGCUCAUUCUCUUGUUGUUAUUUUGUAGACAAUAUUUUUUGUUUAUUUUUAUUUUUCUAGUCAUACUAGAUAAAUAUAUGGGAGGCGUACUUGAAAUGCGCGAAUGUUUUAGACUUAAAUAUAAUUUAAGAGAACGGAAUUCAAUUCGUUAUCCGUACCGUAAAUUAGUGACAUAUCGACGCAGUUUUAGAAAAAUAUUGACAAAAGAAUAAUAUUGAUAGCCGCGCGUCUGUGAAUGUUUCGUCAAAUUUAUUACAGACCUAUCUAAAAAAAUAUUAAUUGCGAGUAUUUAAUUAAUCAUUUUGUUAUUUGGAUUAAAUCUUCAUUUGGUAAGAAUGAAUCAAGUGCCACAUAAAAAUACAUUAAUUAAUUUUUGCAAUUUCUUUUAACACAGGUCUUAAACAAUUGUAUCUUGAAAGAUUGACGCAGCAUCAUUAUUUUUUCCAUUAAAUUACUUAUUAUAAAAAUAUAUUUGAUCCACAUUCACAGAUGCUGCCGAAUUAAAUAAAAAUAACAGUAUUUUUUUACACAAAUAUUAUCAAAAUGCUCAAAGUACCUAUAUACUUAACUAUAUUUUAUGUUGGUAAUUUUAUUAAGUAUAUUAUGUAGUUCCUUGUUGUUGAUUGCUCUGCGGUAUCUUGUUUAUUAAUAAAUAAUUGAUACUCGAUGUGUACUUACUUAAUUUUCGAAAGUACAUUAUUUUUAAUGAAUGUAAAUUGUAUGUACUUAACUAAUUGUAUGCAAAGAUUUAAAUCCGUGAUAUGUGCUGACACGAAAAACUGACAUCUUUUUCUAUUCUACUUGAUAACUAUGAAUAGGUAGGUACAUUUUGCACACUUGUAACGGUGUAUUUACACAUUCGCAAAAGAGGGCGUACCUAGUAGCAACCGAGAAGCGGAACAAGUAGUUCAAUCUGAAAUUGCAACAUGGCGGAUCGCGCAAGCCAUAAAUUAAAAUCUGUUUUUGUACAAUGCGCAAUCAUACGCCUAGAUACAGAAUGAACUUGAAUUCCAGCCUCGCCUUGCAAUCACUUAGUGGCAACAUCAUGUGCGACAUACGAGUAGCGUGCGGCGCGAUGCGUUCGAUUGCGAAUAAUAUGUAAAUACAGGGUAAUAGUGGGCGAUAACGAAUCUAACGAUUUAAAUCUUUGGCUUUAUGUACGUGUACCUUAUACGUGUUGUGAUAAUAUGUAAUGUUUAUUGUUUUAAAUAAAUCGGUGUAUUAUUUAAAUAGAAUGUACAAAUCGAGCAAUAAACUGUUGCUCAAUUUAUAUAACGAAUCUGCCAGUUAUUGGAAAUUUCUGCUGCCAAUAUCGGAACCCAUUAAACUUAAUAAACGUAUUCUACGGUUGUGAAGUUUCUUAAUCAGUAGUUAUGUAUUAAGAACGCAUUAAAUGCCAAAAAUUGGUAUAAAUAGGCUUGUACACCACCAUACAACCAUUGUGCCAAAUGGUGGAAUUUCACUUGGUCAUCAGCCCGAAUUUGAGUUACCAAAUAAAGGUCUUCACACGAAUUCGGGCACCCAACACGUUCUUUAGAUACACUGUCAGCCAUGUAGGUAGGUACCAAUUAUUGUGUUACGUUAACCCCCUGUAUUAGAUUCCAAUUCGACAUUGUUGAUUUACACUAGAUCAUUGUCUCUUAUUCAAAGGCCUGAGAAUUUUAAUAAGACCAAAUGUAAUUCCACCAAAAUCAUAUUAUUAAUAAAAUAAAAAUCGGUUUACGCGUGUCAUAAGUUACUAAUACAUAAUUCCUGAAUAUACUUAUUAUAGAGCACCGUUUAUUUGGACUUGCUACCUAAACUUCUCUACCAUUGACUAAGUACUAAGUAGGUAGAGAAAGAAGUUCUACUCAAUGGGUAGCAGGGUAGAUAAUAUAUAGCCUUUUUAUUUUAAUAUUGACGGAUAAAUAAUUCAUUUGCCGCGAAUCUUUCACUACAUUAGUAAGAAAUCAAUAUGGUUUUCUCAAAAUUCUUAAAGAGACCAAUAUUUGCAAUAGGGGGCAAAUUGUUUGGCGCUUAAUCCGUUUAUACAUAACUCUCGAAUUGACCUUCGUCUUCCGAUAUUAUUGCUAACUAGAUAUUUAUUUGGACAGUAUUCCUAGAAAAAGACAUGUUUGUAAUUUAAAUACCUAUAUAUUUAAAAUUUUACUGUUUUAAGUUAACCCUUAGGUUAAUUGCAUGAAACUCUAAGCAAACGCGUGUGGCACUUUAGGUGUUAGAGACGUAAAGGACAGAGGAUUUU
Molecule: messenger RNA, 6179 nt
Organism: Maniola jurtina (meadow brown)
Lineage: Eukaryota; Metazoa; Arthropoda; Insecta; Lepidoptera; Nymphalidae
Exons: 18
Coding region: 39-3215 (1058 amino acids)
Biological process (GO): negative regulation of DNA-templated transcription; regulation of transcription by RNA polymerase II
Cellular component (GO): transcription regulator complex; histone deacetylase complex
Molecular function (GO): transcription corepressor activity
Source: RefSeq, a predicted model, not a curated record